Molecule: messenger RNA, 1395 nt
Organism: Brenthis ino (lesser marbled fritillary)
Lineage: Eukaryota; Metazoa; Arthropoda; Insecta; Lepidoptera; Nymphalidae
Source: the annotation of a GenBank genome assembly
AUGUGUGUGUGUGGCUACGGCGGCAGCCACGCGGAGAUGUUCGCGUGCAUGGGCGCGUGGUGCUGCUACGCGGGCGAGUGCGGCGUGGCGCUGCACACCAUGGAGGGGCUGCUCGCCUCCGCGCUGCCCUUCCUCGUGCCGCACGACGCCCCGGAACCGCCGCUGCUGUGUCACGCGGCAGCGCAUCUGUUGUUGAGUUUGUCCAAGAACGUGAAGUUUGCGAACGACCCCAUGGUGAUGCUCGGGGAACUGUACAACCACGCGCAACGCUCCUUGCAGUACUUAGAGCCUAAGACAGCAGGCGUGGUCCGCGAAGCGCUCAUAUCAUUGGCGUUGUCUCGCAGCCCGGCGGGGGCGGGGGGCGCGGCGGGCGGCGGGCACGAGGCGGCGCGCGCGCUCUUGGCGGCGUGGGCGGCGGCGCUGCCCAGCGCGGGGCCAGCGGUCGCGCUGCCGCCGCUCACUGCGCUACUGCACGCCUUCGCUGCCGCACCCACUGCAGCUAAGAAGAUAAUAGCGGAGGGCGUGUCGUCGGCGGCGGAGAGCGCGCUGCGCAUGCUGUGCGAGCCCGCGUGCGCCGGCGCGGAGGCGCACAUCACGGACUUCUUCCUCGCGCUGUUCACGGCGCUGUUGUCGCAGCUCGGCACCUUCGCCUACACCGCCAUAGACGUCUUCCUCGAGGUGGCGCAGAGGGACACGGGCGACGCGUCGGGCAGCCUGGAGCGGCUGGUGGCGUGCGUGCGGCUGGGCGUGGAGGCGGGCGGCGGCGGCGUGCGCGUGCGCGCCGUGUUGCAGCUGCUGCACGCGCACGUGCUGCCGCGCGCCGCGCACGCGCCCGCGCUCGCGCGCGCCGCGCACGACCUGCUCGCCAGCGUGUUGAUCCACCGCUGGCGCUACUUCUUCCCGGGCGCGUGCGAGGGCGGUGCGGGCGGCGAGGGCGCGCUGCGCGAGGGCGAGCUGCGCGGCGCGCUGGCGGCGCUGGGCGGCGCGCUGCUCGCGCACGACAUCGAUUUGCUGCGCACCACGCUCGCCACCAUCGACACGCUCAACACCAAGUGGAAGCUCUACCAUAAGGCGAUAUUCCGCAGCGAGUUUAUGGGUGAGUUCCUGUCGGUGCUGCUGUCGGGGCUGGCGGAGGGCGGCGCGCGCGCGCUGCUGCGCGACGAGGCGCUGGCGGCGCUACACGCCAUGGCCUCGGUCGACUUCCCCGCAUUCCGCCACGCCUUCCUGCCGCACUACCUCGCCUCGCUAGCCCUCGACCCACACCAUGUACAGCUACUGGCCGACUUCCCGCCAGAUACGGAUUUACCAACAUUUACGCAAAAUAUCCUACGGCUGAUGAAUGAUGUCAACUGUUACCGUGCAUAUCAGUCUCUCACAAGCAAUGAAAUGGGGCCC